Molecule: messenger RNA, 2900 nt
Organism: Carassius gibelio (silver crucian carp)
Lineage: Eukaryota; Metazoa; Chordata; Actinopteri; Cypriniformes; Cyprinidae
Product: polypeptide N-acetylgalactosaminyltransferase-like 6
Exons: 13
Coding region: 458-2260 (600 amino acids)
Cellular component (GO): Golgi apparatus
Source: RefSeq, a predicted model, not a curated record
CUGUGCUGCCCCACACAUCGGAAAGCAUCGGCCGGCUGCGAGGAUGUUUUCAUAAUGCGCAUCACACGUGGUUCAUAACCGCAAUAUCUAAAGCUGAGGGCAAUGAAAAACUCGCCCAAGGAGGAACGAGAAAGAAUCCGUAAACCUUCAGUAGGUGGGACGCGCGCGAGGGUUUUAAUGCAGAGCACGAGACGAUUUCAAAUUGAAUCUCGAGCGCAUUGCCUCAGAUAGAAACGUAGAGACGUUGUUCAGCAAUUAUCGUACUCGGAAACGUCCCCCUGGUGUGUCUUCAACAGAGGAGAGGGGAUUGCCGAGCAACAUAUAUGUCUCAACAUGCAAAUAACCCUCUACUGUGAAAGUUUGUCGUCUUCUACGAGGGGAGAUAAGGAGCUCGAGUCCACACACGGCAGACACGCGUCUAUCUAGCGCUGGAUUGUGUCUCAUUCGCGUCUUCAAAAUGAAGAGAAGACAAAAACGCGUUCUGCAGAUGGCAUUUCUAUUCAUGGUGGCUUUAAUUUUUCUGCCAAACGUCGGCCUUUGGUCAAUGUACAGAGAGAAGAGCCUUAUGAAGUCACAUGAGCCAGGAGAGCAGGGCUUCCCAUUGGGCUUAAAUAAUGGACAAAUUUAUACCUGGACAGACGGUUCGAGAAGAAGAGACUGGCAUGACAACGAGAGCAUCAGGAAAGACAGCCAGCGUGUUGGAAAAGGGGAGCAUGGGAAACCGUACCCGCUUGCAGAGGAUGAGUGUGAUGACUCUGUAUACAAAGAGAAUGGCUUCAACAUCUACGUCAGCAACAAUAUCGCUCUGGACCGCUCCCUUCCUGACAUCAGACAUCCAAACUGUAAGCAGAAGCUGUAUCUUGAAAACCUCCCAAACACCAGUAUUAUCAUCCCGUUCCAUAACGAAGGUUGGUCCUCUCUGCUUAGAACCAUCCACAGCAUCACCAACCGCACACCCGACCACCUGAUCGCAGAGAUCGUACUGGUAGAUGACUACAGUGACAGAGAUCACCUGAAGGCACAUCUGGAGGAGUAUAUGUCCAGAUUUCCUAAGGUCCGUAUUGUGCGUACCAAAAGGCGAGAGGGUCUGAUCCGCACACGGCUGCUGGGAGCAUCGGUGGCUAGAGGAGAAGUCCUUACUUUCCUGGAUUCUCACUGCGAAGCCAACAUCAACUGGCUACCACCCCUGCUUGACCAGAUCGCCCAGAAUCCGAAAACCAUUGUGUCUCCCAUGAUAGAUGUGAUUGACCAUAACCACUUUGGGUACGAGGCACAGGCAGGGGAUGCCAUGAGGGGAGCCUUUGACUGGGAGAUGUACUAUAAACGUAUUCCCAUCCCACCUGAGCUACAAGGACCAGACCCCAGUGACCCAUAUGAGUCUCCCGUUAUGGCCGGAGGCUUGUUUGCUGUAAACCGACAGUGGUUCUGGGAGCUGGGAGGAUACGACACAGGCCUUGAGAUCUGGGGCGGUGAGCAAUUUGAAAUAUCUUUCAAGGUGUGGAUGUGCGGAGGCAGCAUGUAUGAUGUACCCUGUUCGAGGGUUGGCCAUAUCUACAGGAAAUACGUCCCCUACAAGGUGCCUUCAGGGACCAGCCUGGCAAGAAACCUGAAGCGAGUGGCAGAGACGUGGAUGGAUGAGUACACCGAAUAUAUCUAUCAGCGCCGGCCUGAGUACCGCCACCUCUCCACUGGCGACCUGACCGCUCAGAAAGAGCUCCGCAAACACCUCAAAUGUAAAGACUUCAAAUGGUACAUGAACACCGUGGCCUGGGACCUGCCCAAAUAUUACCCACCUGUGGAGCCACAGCCAGCUGCCUGGGGAGAGAUCCGUAAUGCAGCAUCUGGUUUGUGCAUUGACUCUAAACAUGGCUCUACGGGCACAGAGCUGCGUCUGGACACUUGUCUGAAAGAGGGUGCGGAGCGGACAUGGGCACACGAGCAGAUUUUCACGUUUGGCUGGAGAGAGGACAUCAGGCCUGGGGACCCCCUGCACACCAGAAAAUUCUGCUUCGAUGCUAUUAGUCAGAAUAGCCCCAUCACCCUGUAUGACUGUCAUGGUAUGAAAGGCAACCAGCACUGGAGCUACAGGAAGGAUAAGUCUUUGUACCACCUGGUGAGCAACGGUUGCAUGGACUGUAGCCCAGGCGAUAAGCGGAUUUUCAUGAACAAGUGCGACCCCGAGUCUGAAACACAACAGUGGAUCUUCCAGAAAGUCAACACCACCGUUCUGGACAAAUUCAACAGCGGCGCCAGCUCAUAGGACCUGGGGUUGUGGUCAAGCCGAUCAUCUGGCUUCCACAUAUACACACACCUCCCACAAUCCUAAAUGUGGGCCUGGAUGUUCUUAAUGUCUGGCUCUGGGUUCCUCUCAAGGUUCUGCAGCAGACUGAGAAAGUGCAGGCUCUUGAAAGAGGGGCCAAGAAACACAGAGUGACACGAAGGCUGGUGGAAACACAUCCACAAUUGAGCACCUUGCUGGUCGAGGAGAAUACAAACAGCCUGGACUCUCUAGCAGGGGUCUAACUUGGGCCCCAAGUUGCUCCCUAUACAUUAAAAAACAGUGCAGCUUUAGGACUUUGGAAGUGAAAGAGUCCAGUGAAAGAAUGUUCUGUAUCGGUCCUUGAAGAUUGCAUGGGGGAUUUGUAUUAUUCCUUUUUUAUUUAUUUAUUUUUGUAACACUAUUUAUUUUUCUCUGGGAUCGUUUUGACUGUAUAUUUAUUUGAAUUUAUUUGGUGCCUUCUCCAGAUUUAAGUUAUGUAUAUUGAGCUCUUGUACCUGUUAGAGUAUCACUUGGGUCGAGGCAUUGGGUUGACCUAAUUAAAUGAAAUCUUUGACUUUUUCAAUGGAAUCUAUCUUGUUACAGAGUUUCUCGUCUAUAAAUAAAGCAGAAAAUGAGUGGA